Lemur catta (Ring-tailed lemur) is the source of this 5151-nucleotide messenger RNA. It is a transcript of the gene ZNF583, whose product is annotated as zinc finger protein 583. Bases 2257 to 3966 code for a protein of 569 amino acids. Gene Ontology annotation, molecular function: DNA-binding transcription repressor activity, RNA polymerase II-specific. The transcript is spliced from 4 exons. The record is from RefSeq and is a predicted model, not a curated record. Gene Ontology annotation, biological process: negative regulation of transcription by RNA polymerase II. Lineage: Eukaryota; Metazoa; Chordata; Mammalia; Primates; Lemuridae.
CGCGCCCGGACGGGCCUGCCGGGACCGAACUGGCGCCGGGAGCGCCGUGCCACCGCGUGUGAGACAGUGUGUGAGAAUGUGUGUCACAGUGAGAGACCGUGCCUCCGAAUGUGAGGGAGCCUGUGACAAAGUGUGGCACUGUGUGAGUCUGUGUCACCGUGUGAGACCGACCAUUUGAAACUGUGUUUGAGAAUGGGCGAUAGUGUUAGACUGUAUCACUGUGUGUAGAUCGUGGUGUAGAUCGUGGCAGACCGUGGAUGAACAGUAUGACAGACUAUGUCAUCGUGUGUAUGACCUGUGUGUGAGAGACUGUUCGACAGUGUGUGAGAGUAUGUGACAGUGUGGGUGACUGUGUGAACAAAGUUUGGAUUGUAUGAGACUGUGAGACAGUAUGAGACCAUGUCAUGAUGUGUUAUUGUGUGUGAAGCUGUAUGUGAUUGUGUGUGAACAGUAUGUGACUGUUGGUGUGCGACUGUGUGACAGUGUGUGAGACCAUGUCACUGUAUGGGGCUGUAUGUAACUGUGAACAGUUUGACUGUGUGUUGUGGGACCAUGUGAGACUCUAUUUGACAGUGUUUGAGAAUGUGCUUGAUGGUGAGUGGGAGAGUGAGUGUGACUAUGAAGCUGACAGUGUGUAUGAUUAUGUGAGAUUGCAUAACUUAACACUGUGUGUCAUCCUGACUGUGACAGGGUGACCCAGAGUGGCCUUUUAUGACCCCUUGUGAGUGGAGGGUGGGCUAUAGCAUGGGGCCAUGUGCACAGGCUGCCAGGGAGGUGCCAGAAUGAAGGAUUCUGUGGUUUGUCUUGUCUGGUUUGUGUGGUGGGCGGGAGGCUGUGUUGGUGCUUGGGGAGGCCAAUGGGCUCUGGGGUUUAGGAGACUGCUGUUGUGGGGGAGAGACAGAGAGAUUGAGAUGAAGAGAAAAAGAUGGAGAGGGGGAGAGGAGAAGAAGAGGGGAAGAGAGCUGGAAAAAGAGCAGAGAGCUGGAGAGGGAGAAACUGAGAGGGAAGCCCCAGCCUUAGGCCUGGAAAGCAGACCGGGUUGCUGGGCCUUAGCCCUCUCUGGUGUACAGGGAAGGUCUUUCCAUCCUCUCUUAGUCUCUCGGGCAUGUGGGGAAUUGAAGAGGAAAAAGGAAAGGGAGACUCACUAUGUGUUCUUUAUGAAAAUAAGUGACUGAUGAUUAAAAUUUAUUUAGCACAAAGAAUGUGCCAAGCACUGUGCUAAAUGCUUUAUUUGGAUCAUUUCAGGAUUCUCCCAACAUUUAAUAGGGAAUAGUUACCAUUUCACUGGUAAGGAAACACAUUUGGAGUGGUUACCUAACUUGCCAAAGGUUGCAUAGGUAGUGAGUGGUGAUGGAUCAGGUGCUUGAGCUCAGGUGUUCUAAUCCCCAACCUAGUGGUUCUCACCACUGAGUUAUGCUGCUUCUUAAGUAAUGGCUUUAUUUUUCAAGGCAUUGAAGUAUAGUGGAAGUAUAGUGGAAAAGAAAAGAUUUAAAGACUCUGAUGACUGUUCAUACAUAGCCUGCCCUUCCUUCCUCUCCCCUUCCUCCCUCUUUCUCUCUUUUCGAGGAAAUCGCUAAGAAGAAAAGUCAAGAGAUUGGUUUUCGGGUGGAGUUUGUCAUAGCCAGGACCAGAAGCGGGUGUCCUGACUGGUCCAGUGUCCUCCAGACCACAUGGCCCCUCUGAUAUCCACUCUGUGUAAAGAUGCUUUCUCUGAAGCAUUCAGUUUGUAGCUUUAUCUAUCAUCCUUGCAGAAAUGGGAGGGUACAUAUUUCCUUUCAACAUCAUUAUCUGGUGUAAAGACUAAAAAGUCAGACCUGGUUUCCAUUUUGGCUCAAUUACUUCUCACCUUGGAUAAUUUCACCAAUGAACAGCCUUCAUUUGUAAAAGGGGGACGAAUCCCUACUUGGUAAUGUCAUUCUGUAAUUGUUGUUAUUGUUUAUAAAUGAAGAAUAACUUAUGCACAGAAAAUGUAUAUUGUAUUCUUAAGACCUAAAGCACAUGGGGAAAAGAAUUGUAAAUUUAGAUGUGAAUGACUUGCUCAGUGACUCUUCUAAUCUACUUAUGUGGUAUAGAGAGAAGGGGAAAGAAAAGGAAAGAAGGGUUUCUAGGCAGGUGAUGGUGGGACCUGCUGGGUAGGCUUGGCAUUUUAUGUUUUUUUUUUUUCUUCUCCAGCUUUACUUUCUCAGGAUACUACUCUUUCCUCAGAAAGGAACCUGAAGGAGGAGGACAGAAGAACUGUCAUAAAUUCUUAAAGCCAUGUCCAAGAAUUUGGUGACAUUUGGGGAUGUGGCUGUAAAUUUCUCUCAAGAGGAGUGGGAAUGGCUCAACCCUUAUCAGAGGAAUUUGUACAGGAAGGUGAUGUUGGAGAACUAUAGGAGCCUGGUUUCACUGGGAGUUUCUGUUUCUAAGCCAGAUGUGAUCUGUUUAUUGGAGCAAGGACAAGAGCCCUGGAUGGUGAAGAAGGAGGGAACAAGAGGCACAAGCCCUGGUUGGGAGUAUGUGUUUAAAAACAGUGAAUUUUCAUCAAAGCAAGAUAUUUAUGAAGAGUCAUCCAAAGCAAUGACAAUGGGAAGAAGCCAUCUUACUUAUAACCUUAACUGCCCCAGUAUGAGAGAAGACUGUGAAAGUGAAGACUGGUUUAAGAAUCAGUUGAGAAGUCAGGAGGUUCACUCUAGUCAAUUAAUCAUCAUGCAUAAAGAAAUCAUUCCAGAAGAUCAAAGUAAUGAAUAUAAUAAAUCUUGGCAAAUAUUGCAUCAGGAUGCAAUACUUGAUAUACAACAGAGUUUUCCCACAAAAGAAAAGGUACGUAGGCAUGAUCCACAAAAGAGAAGUUACCGAAAAAAAUCUGUUGAAACAAAACAUAAGAAAGUCUAUGUGGAAAAGAAACUUUUGAAAUGUAAUGAAUGUGAGAAAGUCUUCAAUCAGAGCUCAUCCCUUACUCUUCAUCAGAGAAUUCAUACUGGAGAGAAACCAUAUGCAUGUGUUGAAUGUGGGAAAACCUUCAGCCAGAGUGCAAACCUAGCUCAACAUAAGAGAAUACAUACUGGGGAGAAACCGUAUGAAUGUAAAGAAUGUAGGAAAGCCUUCAGCCAGAAUGCACAUCUUGCUCAACAUCAGAGAGUUCAUACUGGAGAGAAACCUUAUCAAUGUAAAGAAUGUAAAAAAGCCUUCAGCCAGAUUGCACACUUGACUCAACAUCAGAGAGUUCAUACUGGAGAGAGACCUUUUGAAUGUAUUGAAUGUGGGAAAGCCUUUAGUAAUGGUUCAUUUCUUGCUCAGCAUCAGAGAAUUCACACAGGAGAGAAACCUUACGUAUGUAAUGUAUGUGAGAAAGCCUUUAGCCAUCGUGGAUAUCUCAUUGUACAUCAGAGAAUUCAUACUGGAGAGAGACCUUAUGAAUGUAAGGAAUGUAGGAAAGCCUUUAGCCAGUAUGCACAUCUUGCUCAACAUCAGAGAGUUCAUACUGGAGAAAAACCUUAUGAAUGUAAAGUAUGUAGGAAAGCCUUCAGCCAGAUUGCAUACCUUGAUCAACAUCAGAGAGUUCAUACUGGAGAGAAACCAUAUGAAUGUAUUGAAUGUGGGAAGGCCUUUAGUAAUAGUUCUUCACUUGCACAACAUCAGAGAAGUCAUACUGGAGAAAAACCCUAUAUGUGUAAGGAAUGUAGGAAAACAUUUAGCCAGAAUGCAGGCCUUGCUCAACACCAGAGAAUUCAUACUGGAGAGAAACCUUAUGAAUGUAAUAUUUGUGGGAAAGCCUUUAGCUAUAGUGGAUCUCUUACUCUACAUCAGAGAAUUCAUACUGGAGAGAGACCAUAUGAAUGUAAGGAUUGCAGGAAAUCUUUCAGGCAGCGUGCACACCUUGCUCAUCAUGAGAGAAUUCAUACUAUGGAGUCAUUCUUGACUCUUUCCUCUCCCUCACCUUCCACAUCCAAUCAGUUGCCAAGACCUAUAGGUUUUAUCUCCUAAAUAUAUUUAGAAUAUGACCCCUUCAAUCUACUUCCAUUUCAUCCUUGUCCAAUGCACAUUGAUAUAUUUUACAUGGAAUAUGGAAAUAGCUUUCUAAUUGGUCUCCCUGUAUUUACCAUCACCACUGUCAGUUUUCCACAUAACAGCCAAACUUGUAUUUAAAAAAUUGAUCAUACCAUUUCUCCUUCAUUAAAAUUCCUCAGUGAUAUCCCAUAGUUCUUAAGUUAAAGCACACAUUCCUCAAAAUAGCCUAUACGACCCUUUACCUCCCAAUAUCUCCUUGUUCCAGACUACCUUCUGAAGCCCUUUCAUGUCAUUAGCCAUCUCAUUGUCUGCAUACUUACCCAGAAUUAAGAACUCAUAUUCCAGCAUCAGAUAGAUCUGGGUUAGAGUUCUUGCUCUUCCAUGUUCUAGCCCUCUAAUUUGAGGGGAGCAUUUGUCCUUUGCAAGCUUCAGUCCUAUUUAUAUUAUGGGAAUAAUAAUGGUACUACCUCAAAAGUGAAUAGAAGAAUUAAGUAAUGCAUGUAAAUUUCUCAGCAGAGUGCCUAGCAUAAAGUAAUAACUAAAACAUGUAUGUAAAAUAAAAAGAUACCAUGGUAUACAAUGCAGAGCUAAUCAUCUCAGCUGUGAUCUAUCUGACAAAUGGAAAGAAUCAGCAGCUCAGGCCUGGGAGAUUGUAAAGCUUUUUGAUUAAGAAUAGUAAUCAUUAUUCUAAAGGUAGCUGAUGAGGGUAUCCAAUACAAUAGGAUUGAUUAAACAGCUGACUUCUAUCAGCAUGAACACGUAGAUAUAUGACUUUAUUGAUAAAAAAAAAAACAGAUAUUCAACAGUCUGAAGAAGUCAGUUUUAAAAAUGACUUUUAAUAAGACAGGCAGAAUUUACUCAGAUGUACACAUUUAUAUGAAAGCAGAUGCAAAAUAAAAAUUUAAAACACAAGAGAGAAAACUUGAAAAGAUCAGUAGCCUACAAAGAAUAGAAAAUAAAGUAUAUGAGCACCUGUCCUAGUUCUGGGUGAAUGAAUUGUAUGAAGCCUAUGUCAUUUAAACUAGACAAGGUGUUAAAUUUCUAAAAUUCCAAAAUUAGAGAAAAGAAACCAAAGCUGUAAAUUAAUACUUAUAAAUUGGCUGCUCACAAACAUGUUUGACUUGGUUUGCAUUGAGGUUAAAAUAAAUGUGAAUACCUGUA